CUUGAAUUUUAAAUAAAUCGCAACGUCGUCCUUACGGUUGAGGACUAAAAAACAAUUAAGGAAAAGAUGUUGCUUUGGGCCAAAGCCUAACUGGGUUAUUUCACUCGCUGCCGGCCCAAGCAAAAACAACACCGGGUUUUAGUUAAAGCGUAAGGAAGAGGCGUGGAGGAAUCGGAGACACGGUCGGUUGGGGAAGAAGCGAAGAUGUCGAAAACGCUGGUGCAACCGGUGGGGCAAAAGAGGCUGACGAACGUCGCCGUUGUCCGUCUGAAGAACCACGGAAUGCGCUUCGAGAUCGCCUGCUACAAGAACAAGGUCCUCUCAUGGCGUUCUCGCGUAGAGAAGGAUUUGGACGAAGUCUUGCAGUCGCAGACCGUGUACUCAAAUGUAUCGAAAGGGAUUCUAGCGAAGACGAAAGAUUUGGUGGCUGCGUUUGGGACGGAUGAUCAGGCAAAAAUAUGUCUGGAGAUAUUGGAGAAAGGAGAGCUUCAAGUUGCAGGGAAGGAGAGGGAAUCUCAGUUAUCCAGUCAGUUUCGGGAUAUUGCCACCAUUGUUAUGCAGAAGACCAUUAAUACUGAAACCCAACGUCCUUACACUAUCAGCAUGAUCGAGCGGUUGAUGCAUGAAAUUCAUUUUGCUGUUGACCCCCAUAGUAGCUCAAAGAAGCAGGCACUAGAAGUCAUCCAUGAGCUACAAAAGCACUUCCCUAUAAAACGGUCACCCAUGAGAUUGCGACUCACUGCCCCUGAACAAAACUUUUCUUCUCUUUCUGAGAAAUUGAGCUCUUGGAGUUCCACCAUUGUUUCAAAGGAUGUUUCUGGAAGUCAGCUAUCAGUAAUUUGUGAAAUGGAUCCUGGAUUUUUCCGGGAUUGUGAUUCCUAUGUGAGGAAUAUGCAAGGCAGGUUGGAAAUACUUGCAGUGUCAGUGCAUGCAGAGGGGGAUACCCAUGUUGACAAUUAUGACGAUCAUGAUGAUGUGCCAUCACAUCAACCCAAGGAAUCUGCUGUUUCUGUUCCAUCACAUUUACCCAAGGACACUGCUGAUUUUAUGCAAUCUCAAUUACCAAAAGAAUCUGACUCAGUGCUCCAACUAACUGAGAAAAUGAAGAAACAAACUAUCUCCUCAGGAAAUGGGAACACUGAGGGAGAGGUAAAGCAAAACAAGUGCAGCACUUGCAAUGCAUUUGUUGGUGAUUCCAAGCAAUAUAGGGAACAUUUCAAGAGUGAUUGGCACAAGCAUAAUUUAAAGCGCAAGACAAGGCAACUUCCUCCUCUGACAGCAGAGGAAUGCUUAGCUGACAUGGAAGUGGAUGACUCAAAAGCAGACUUGAAGGAUUAUUCAUUUUGAACGUGAGUCAGGGCUCACAGUUUAUAUUUUGCACUAGAUUAUCACAGGAAGGAUAGAGCAUUUGUAUAAUUUCUUUUUGUUCACUUAUCACUUUUUAGCUGCUGCUUGUUAAACUGGGUUUUAUGAUUUACAUAUGCAGUGAAAAUUCUUGAGUUAAAUUUUUGUUUCUGA
This is a messenger RNA of Rubroshorea leprosula, 1518 nucleotides long. NCBI's taxonomy places the organism in Eukaryota, Viridiplantae, Streptophyta, Magnoliopsida, Malvales, Dipterocarpaceae. The record is from the annotation of a GenBank genome assembly.